AUGAGGGAUAAGCCACCAGUUAAUGGCAACGGUCACGCAUUUAACGAAGGAGCAAACGGCUCUGGCUCAGAACUUACUACUGUCUUUCCCAACGUGAAUGGAAAUCAAACCUAUUCAAAUGAGGGAGAGCGACAAGAACCAACAUCAAGGUACAUCGCGAGACCCAAUUUUGGCUUGAUCGACUUCACACUACUGGACACUUUAGGUACUGGGACGUUUGGUCGAGUGUAUCUUACCAAAUUUAAACAUACAGAGAAUUAUUAUGCAAUGAAAGUAUUGAAAAAACUUGAAGUUGUACGACUCAAGCAAGUGGAACACAUUAACUCGGAAAAGCUAAUCCUUAGUCAAGUUCACCACCCAUUCAUCGAUGAUCGAAAUUUAUAUAUGCUACUUGAAUACGUUAUUGGCGGAGAACUUUUUUCCCAUCUACGGAAAGCCGGGCGGUUUACCACUGAUAUGACACGAUUUUAUGCAGCAGAAAUCGUUCUUGCUAUUGAAUAUUUGCAUUCUAAAGAUAUAAUUUAUCGAGAUUUAAAACCAGAAAACUUAUUAUUAGAUUGUAGAGGCCAUGUUAAAAUCACGGACUUUGGUUUCGCAAAAAGAAUCGAGGAUCGCACCUGGACGUUAUGUGGCACGCCAGAAUAUCUGGCGCCGGAAAUUAUUCAAAGCAAAGGUCACGGAAAGCCCGUGGAUUGGUGGGCGCUAGGAAUUCUAAUAUUUGAAAUGUUAGCAGGGUAUCCACCAUUUUUCGAUGACAAUCCAUUUGGCAUUUAUGAAAAGAUUCUUGCCGGAAAGAUACAAUUUCCAACGCAUUUUGAUCCAAAUGCUAAGGAUCUCAUUAAACGUCUACUAACAUCUGAUCGUACAAAACGACUGGGUAACCUUCGGGGUGGUAGUGAAGACGUGAGGAAGCAUAAAUGGUUCCGUGGUGUAGAUUGGCAAGGGUUAUACGAAAGACGUGUACAAGCACCGAUUGUUCCACCAUAUCAACAUCCAGGUGAUACUAGUAAUUUUGAAAAAUAUCCUGAACCUUCAGAUGAAGAGAAUAAUGUUAGUAGUCCAGGUAUUUUACCGGGCGUUGAUCCUUAUCGACAUUUGUUUUUAAAUUUUUGA
Molecule: messenger RNA, 1113 nt
Organism: Cetraspora pellucida
Lineage: Eukaryota; Fungi; Glomeromycota; Glomeromycetes; Diversisporales; Gigasporaceae
Source: the annotation of a GenBank genome assembly